CCCCCACGUCCCUCUAAGUGCUCACGGAGUGGGUAGGUUAAACCACCCUCCACACUUCCUCCACCAUCCUCAUCCGCCACAAGUGCUCAACUCCCCUUCCCUAAUAACACUGACGACACUCGCUCGGCUUUCACCUAUAACUACACAUUCUCUCGUCGCUUCUUCUGCUCCGGUAGAAACAUCCCGUUCGCAUUUUGGGUGCUCUCGCCUGUGUUUUGGAGGCGUUGAGACGCCUUCCGAACCUCCCGACCUUUACCUAUCUAACCCUACCCUCUCCACCGCGAUCAGGAACACCUCAUUCCACUCACCCGUCCCGUCCGGAGUAAUCACUCUCUUCCGAGCCGUCGAUAUAGUUCCGGACGAAUCGCUUCUCGGCGACUCGAUCGCGACGCACGGAUCAACCCUGCACACCACCGAGCACUCCAUACCAGCCUCCUCACGUCUCCUCCAGAUAUGAGCAUAGCAUCUGCUCGCUACGCGAGCUACCACGAGCCACCGGCGGGCGGCGGAGGUGGCGGACCGACAAUCGGCGUGGCGGCGGGCCCCCCGAACGAGCUCGUUGACCCCGAGUCGCUAUACACCAAGCAGGGACUCAUAGGUGGCGGUAGUUUCGGAAAGGUCUACAAGGGCGUCGAUAAGCGGAACGGGCAGGCGGUAGCCAUAAAAGUCAUCGAUGUUGAGAACGCCGAAGAUGAGGUCGAUGACAUCAUUCAAGAGAUCAAUAUUCUCUCCGAGCUCCAUUCGCCCUAUGUCACCAAGUACCACGGUUCGUACCUCAAGGGUUCCGACCUGUGGAUCAUCAUGGAGUUCUGUUCUGGUGGCAGUUGCGGGGAUCUGAUGAAGCCUGGCUUGAUCCCGGAGGAGUACAUCACGAUCAUUAUUCGGGAGCUGUUGAUGGGAUUAGAGUACUUGCACAGCGACAACAAGCUGCACCGGGAUAUUAAAGCGGCAAACGUGUUGCUGGCGUCAAAUGGCCAAGUUAAGCUUGCGGAUUUUGGAGUGUCCGGGCAGUUGACGGCAACGAUGACGAAAAAGAAUACUUUCGUCGGAACUCCUUUCUGGAUGGCACCGGAGGUCAUCAAGCAGUCAGGAUACGACCAGAAGGCCGACAUUUGGUCGCUUGGGAUCACGGCCAUUGAGCUUGCUAUGGGAGAGCCGCCGUAUUCCGAUAUCCAUCCUAUGAAGGUCCUCUUCCUUAUUCCCAAGAACCCACCACCGCAAUUGGAGGGUAGCUUUUCGGAGCGCUUCAAGGAGUUUGUUAGCCUAUGCUUGCAGCGAGAUCCCCGAGAUCGGCCAUCGGCAAAGGAGUUAUUGAAACAUCCAUUCGUGAAGCGUGCUAAGAGGACAACUUAUCUCACCGAGCUCAUCGAGCGACACGAGCGGUGGGUGAUGGAGAAUGGCAACAAGAAGGGAAGCGAUGAGGAUUCCGACGAAGGAACUAUGGACAGUAGGGAGAGUAAAUCCACUGAAGAGGAGGAGGACGACAAUGACUUGUGGGAUUUCGGAACGGUACGACCAAGUGGUGGUGGUGCUGGUCGGAACACCCCGGGGUUGAAGAGUUUGAGUGCAGCGCAGGCAAAUAUGAGAUAUAUCGCUCAGACCGUGGAGAGUAAUGACUUUGAGAGCCCGGGCACACCGAAGGGAAGCCGAGACCGUCGGAGUGAAGAAAGGGCUUCGGCCAUCCACCCCCAAACGAGAGCCCAGGAAAACAACAAACAGCCACAGUCUCCACCGGUGCCGCCACAUGGCAAAGACUCGGGAUACGGAACGGCCUCGGACACAGUUAGGGGCAUGAAACGGCUAGACUCCCAUCAGCCUGCGCCGCCGACACCACUACCUGCGCAUCAACUACCGCCACCCUAUCGGGACGAUCGGCAGCCGGUGCCCAUGCAGCCGCUUCAGCAUCACAAUCACAGCAGACAAGUCAGUAUGUCUGCCGAGAGCGAGCGGUUACUACAGGCAGAGCUGGCGAAAGAUGUUAGCUGGAUGAGGAUAGCCCAGGGACAGCCAGGCAUGGCUGACCACGAUCGUACGCCAACGGGAAGCAGGGGAUCCGCAGCUAGUCCAGAUGUUCUUCCAGAUCACGGGGGACUGACUGCGUUCCCCAACCCGCAGCUCGGAAGGCAAACAUCGCACGAUCUUGCCCAGGAGCAGAUGCGGCGGCAGAUCGAACAACAGAAUAAGGUCAGACUCGAGGAGCAACAACGACAGCAAUUAAGGUCGAUACAGCCGCCUCCCGGGCUCGGUCAUCAGCCACGUCGGGCCCCGAGCGGCGCGCUAGUACCCCCUCAACCGCCAUCGCACUCUUCACAGCUCAGAAACACCCCCUCCACGCAGACUUUGCAGCCCGCCAAUGAACGACGGCAGUCGGUGCCUCCACCUCCCCCGGAUCAUAUGCCGGCGAACAAUGGCCUACUUCAGGACAACGAAGGGGAAGUCACUGCGUUGGGCGGUGUUAUUCUCCCUGCCCUAGAGGCAGCGUUGACCAGACGCACCUAUCAUCUCCAGCAGCAGUCCAUGCGAAAGGGUCUCAAGAACCAGGAGAAACAUCAACACGCACAUGACAAACUCAAGCGAUUGGUUUAUAAAGCUGCACAGGUUUUCAAGGACAUCGAAGAAUGGGAUAAGGCGGCGCCUGUCGGAAUGGGCAGUGAGGUUAGCGGAUUCCUAGAGGGGUUCUUGGAGGAGGUGCUCGUUAGGGUCGAGGCCGAGGAGGAAGAAGAAGUAGUGCCGGCCAGACACCAUCCACAUCAACAACAUCCCCAACAGCAGCAGCACCCUCAGAAACACCAACCUAUGCAACCUGGCCAGCAGAGGCGGUGGUAGUUCUUUGUAUAUGUACCUGGGAACCCUUACUAGCCUCUCUUUAUAACUGAUGCUUAAUACCCAUUGACUAUGCGUUAUCCUAUGCGCCUUUCUUUUACUUUUUCUUUCCUUUGUUACGGUCGGUCUAUGGCAUAGGGUGGCGGGAUAGGGUUGGUUUUUUUUUUCACACGGUUCGGAUGCGAGAAUGGAACGGAAAGAUGGGACUCUGGUGUUUAAUGUCGGCAACGGGAAUACCGCUGGGUUUAGUUACGGUUGCUUGAUUGCGGAAGGGCGGAGGUUGUUGCUUGCUAAGAUACCCACAACCAUGCUUACAUUUUGUUAUUCGUUUUUGAUGUGAUUAUGAUUCUGCUCCUCUCAUGGUCGUGUUUGGGACCGCUUGUCUGUGUGUAGUGUUGUGUAUGCAGGAGGUGGUGUAUGGGGGGUGUUACGAAUUGUACAUAUACUGUGGCGAUUAUGAGAUUAUGAGGAUUUGAGAUG
Molecule: messenger RNA, 3303 nt
Organism: Tricharina praecox
Lineage: Eukaryota; Fungi; Ascomycota; Pezizomycetes; Pezizales; Pyronemataceae
Product: STE/STE20/YSK protein kinase
Exons: 3
Coding region: 454-2826 (790 amino acids)
Biological process (GO): protein phosphorylation
Molecular function (GO): ATP binding; protein kinase activity
Source: RefSeq, a predicted model, not a curated record